This is a messenger RNA of Tauraco erythrolophus (red-crested turaco), 1445 nucleotides long. It is a transcript of the gene S1PR1, whose product is annotated as sphingosine-1-phosphate receptor 1. Gene Ontology annotation, molecular function: sphingosine-1-phosphate receptor activity. NCBI's taxonomy places the organism in Eukaryota, Metazoa, Chordata, Aves, Musophagiformes, Musophagidae. Gene Ontology annotation, biological process: G protein-coupled receptor signaling pathway. Gene Ontology annotation, cellular component: membrane. The record is from RefSeq and is a predicted model, not a curated record.
AUGAGCUCCGGCACCACUGCCCCGCUGAAGGUCGUCAGCAACCUUGCCAACACUGAUGUCAACUAUGUCAUCAAAGAGCAUUAUAAUUACACGGGAAAGCUAAAUGAGAAUGCGGACAGUGGAAUAAAAGUGACAUCGGUGGUUUUUAUCAUCAUUUGCUGCUUUAUAAUCUUAGAGAACAUUUUUGUCUUGCUCACCAUCUGGAAAACCAAGAAGUUUCACAGACCUAUGUACUAUUUCAUUGGAAACUUGGCUCUUUCAGACUUGCUGGCUGGAGUGGCUUACACUGCCAACCUCCUGCUAUCCGGACACAAAACCUAUAGCCUCACCCCCUCCCAGUGGUUUGUAAGAGAAGGCAGUAUGUUUGUUGCCUUGUCAGCUUCUGUGUUCAGCUUGUUGGCCAUCGCCAUCGAGAGAUACAUCACCAUGUUGAAGAUGAAACUCCACAAUGGCAGCAAUAGCUUCCGCUCCUUCUUGCUGAUCAGCGCUUGCUGGGUUAUCUCCAUGAUACUCGGAGGACUCCCCAUCAUGGGCUGGAACUGCAUCAGCCUCUUGUCCAACUGCUCCACAGUGCUGCCUCUCUACCACAAGCACUAUAUUCUCUUUUGCACCACCGUUUUCACUGGCCUUUUGCUAUCUAUCGUCGUCCUCUAUUGCAGGAUCUACUCCAUGGUGAGGACUAGGAGCCGCAGGCUGACAUUUCGGAAAAACAUUACCAAAGCUACUAGGAGCUCAGAAAAGUCGCUAGCCUUGCUCAAGACAGUGAUCAUAGUCCUGAGUGCCUUCAUUGUCUGCUGGGCUCCCUUGUUCAUCCUGCUUUUACUGGAUGUGGGGUGUAAAGUGAAGACCUGCUCAAUCCUCUAUAAAGCAGAAUAUUUCUUAGUACUGGCCGUGCUUAAUUCGGCCACAAACCCUAUCAUCUACACCUUGACAAACAAAGAGAUGCGGAGGGCUUUCAUCAAGAUUCUGUGCUGUUGCAAAUGCCCCCCAGCAGAUUCUGGGACCAAAUUCAAGAGGCCAAUCAUCGGAGGGAUGGAGUUCAGCCGGAGUAAGUCUGACAACUCCUCCCACCCACAGAAGGAGGAAGGUGACCGUCCUGAAACGGUCAUGUCUUCGGGCAAUGUUACCUCAUCUUCUUAGGAGUAACCAUGGGGGUGUAUUUCAGAGCCUUCCUCUGAAACCGGGGAGCUGAGACGCCUCCUGCUCACGGCGGCAGCGCUGGGCUAAGUGAGCGAGUAGCAUUAGUUCUAAUGAGACAAACGGUGCACUUGCGAGGCUGGAGUUCAAGAAAUGGGACAGACUGUUCUGGCUUGAAAAUCUUUUUCCCUGGAGCAUGUUUUGUCUUUGCACUGAGGCAGCUCAGGAUUGUCAGGCGUAUUCAUAUCCUGAAAUCUCCUUAGUAACUCUGAAAGACUGAUGCCUUGGUGAAAUUAUGCCUGGUGUGU